AUGAGAUUUGGUGAAUAUCUCCGCUCUUCCAUGAUCAAGGAGUACUAUCCGUACUACAUUGCCUAUGAUGAGUUGAAGAAAGCCCUGAAGACUGACUUCGUCGACGAACCCACUUCCAAUAACGUCAAGCCCGCCCGCAAAGAAUGGACCGAAGAUGACGAGACACACUUUGUUUCCUUGCUCGAGAGCCAGCUGGAGAAGGUGUUCUUGUUCCAGAAGCGCAAGAGCGAGGAGAUCGUUGAUCGCAUCCAGGAGAGCGAGCUUGAGGUUAAUGAUGUCGUCUCCCGACUCGAGAGCACGGCCGACGCCCGUCGCUCCAGCAGCGCUCGACCUUCCCGCCCGCCGCCUACGGACAGCGACUUCUUGCUGCUAGAACAGACGCUGAGUGAUAUCAUUGCCGAUGUCCACGAUCUGGCCAAGUUCACUCAAUUGAACUACACGGGCUUCCAGAAGAUUAUCAAGAAGCAUGAUAAAGAGACGGAAUGGUAUCUGAAGCCGGUUUUCGCUGCGCGCCUGAAUGCCAAGCCUUUCUUCAAGGAUAACUACGAUGCUUUCGUGAUCAAGUUGUCCAAGCUGUAUGACCUGGUCCGAACCAAGGGUAACCCGGUCAAGGGUGAUGCGGCCGCUGGUGGCACCCAGCAAAACUUUGUGCGUCAAACCACUAAGUAUUGGGUGCAUCGGGACAAUAUUACCGAGUUGAAGCUAGUUAUUCUGAAGCACCUACCAGUUCUGGUCUUCAAUGCCAGCAAGGAGUUUGAGGAGAAGGAUACUGCCAUUUCCUCCAUCUACUAUGAUAACACCGACACUUGGGAAUUGUACCAGGGCCGUCUCAAGAAGACAGAAGGCGCUGAGGCUAUUCGUCUGCGUUGGUAUGGUGGUAUGGAGAGUGACCAGAUCUUCGUGGAGCGCAAGACUCACCGUGAGGAUUGGACUGGAGAAAAGUCGGUCAAGGCGCGUUUCGCGCUGAAGGAGAAGCACGUCAAUGCCUACCUUGAUGGUCGGAUGACAGUCGAGCAUAUCUUUGACAAGAUGCGCAAGGAGGGCAAGAAGAGCUCAGCAGAGAUUGAUGACCUCGAGCAGUUGGCGCGUGAGAUCCAAUACCGGGUUAUCACUCGUCGCUUGGUACCUGUCACCCGGACCUUCUACCACCGUACCGCUUUCCAGCUGCCCGGUGAUGCUCGUGUUCGGAUCUCCCUCGACACUGAGCUGACUAUGAUCCGCGAGGACAACAUGGACGGCCGCCGACGCGCAGGCAAGAACUGGCGUCGGAUGGAUAUUGGAGUCGACUUCCCAUUCUCCCAAUUGCCUCCCGAGGACAUUGACAGAUUCCCAUACGCUGUGCUGGAAGUCAAGUUGCAAACCCAGGCAGGCCAGGAGCCUCCUCAGUGGAUUCGGGACUUGACUGCCAGUCACUUGGUUGAGGCCGUUCCCAAAUUCAGCAAGUUCAUUCACGGGACUGCCACGAUGUUCCCCACUCGCAUCAACCUGCUUCCCUUCUGGUUCCCCCAGAUGGACGUUGACAUCCGCAAACCUGUCACCCGUCAAUACGGUAUCCACCGCCCGCUGGCGAGCACCUCCAUCUCAGCCAACGACGAAGACUCAGAUGAUGACGAGAGCCCCGUCACAGAGGAGGGGGACACUCUGAACGGGAAUGGACACCAGAAUGGCCUCUUCGAGACCAACGGCAACGAAUUGGACAUCGAAGAGCGCAUUGCUGCCCAGCCUUUACCCGGCGACGAAGAUUAUCCCCUGUACGACUCCGAUGACGAAUCAGUCUACUCCGACGAGCUAGAAGAGGCUCGCCGCAUCGGAGGCGCCUACUACGCCCAGCAAUUGGCCAAACACUACCUCUGUCGUACCGGCCACGCCGUGGCACAGGGUCUCAUGGCCAUCAUCCCCCGGCCGCGCCCAACAUCCCUGCCACCUCCCGAGCAGCGUGGAAUCGCCGUCCUGGGUAACCGCCGCACCCUCCAGCGUUUCCACGCUCCCCCCGGCAAGCGAAUCUUCGUCCCCGUCCGUGUCGAACCGAAAGUCUACUUUGCUGCUGAACGAACCUUCCUCUCCUGGCUCGAAUUUUCUAUCAUCCUAGGCGGAAUCGCCGCAACCCUCCUCAACUUCGGCACAGACAACGUCACCCUCGGCUCCUCAUGGGCCUUCACUAUCCUCGCCGCAGGAGCUCUAGUCUACAGUCUCUUCCUGUAUAUCUGGCGCGUUGACAAGAUUCGCAAGCGCCGCGAUGUCAAGCGCGUCUACUACGAGCGCUGGGGCCCGACUGUUGUCUCUAUCGGUCUUGUUGUUAUCAUUCUGGUUAACUUCGGACUGCGGGCUCGUAUGGGUGGGUUCAUUGCGUCGCCUGGGUCUCAGACGCCUGGGGGUGAGAGGCAUGGUGGAGAAUUGUGA
Penicillium antarcticum is the source of this 2400-nucleotide messenger RNA. RefSeq names its product putative vacuolar transporter chaperone (Vtc4) (gene vtc4). Gene Ontology annotation, cellular component: fungal-type vacuole membrane; vacuolar transporter chaperone complex. The record is from RefSeq and is a predicted model, not a curated record. Gene Ontology annotation, biological process: vacuolar transport; polyphosphate metabolic process; microautophagy. NCBI's taxonomy places the organism in Eukaryota, Fungi, Ascomycota, Eurotiomycetes, Eurotiales, Aspergillaceae. The transcript has 4 exons. Bases 1 to 2400 code for a protein of 799 amino acids.